This is a messenger RNA of Arabis nemorensis, 384 nucleotides long. NCBI's taxonomy places the organism in Eukaryota, Viridiplantae, Streptophyta, Magnoliopsida, Brassicales, Brassicaceae. The record is from the annotation of a GenBank genome assembly.
AUGGAGAUGACGGACAUGUUGAUGAUUGUGAAGAAUCAGGCAACUUUAAUGAUGUUAGUGACACUGAACUGGAUUGGAUUUUUUUUAAACGAGGAUGAAAAGGUUGCGAUGAAGACCGCAUGGGAAGCAUUAUACCCGGAGUAUGUUGGGGACCAAGCGGUGGCUGGUGAAGCAUCAAACGCCAGCAAUGCUAAUAGUCCAGAAUAUGCAGUAAUGCUUUUCCAAGAUUCUAAAGCAGCUGUGGCAAAAUCUAGAAAGGAAAAACGACGAAUACGGGCUGAGGAAGCAAAGAAUGUGCCUCCUCCAGCCACAGCGAUGGAAGCUGUUCGCAGAACGCUUGACAAAAAGAGACUUAGUAGAGAUUACAUGGUUAAAUCUGAGUGA